UCUUGAAUCCCGCGCAGCGGGCUCUCAGAACACCUAGCGUAGUUGAUUGAAAUUAUAAUUACAGCGGCAGAUAGCCCAAGGCCGCUACAGACGCACGGACGUGCUUCCUACAGCAGCGGAUGCCGGCGGCAAUAAAUCUGACGAUUGUGUAGCGACGGAGUCGUCAGACCCGUCGAAACACUCGCCAUGUCGCGGCUGCGAUAAGAUACCGAACGCCAGACCGGCGAGGAGGAAGACGAAGGAGGCGUGCUACGCCUCGGAAGGUCAUCUGAAGAGGUAGCGGCGAAGAAGAGCUAAGCAUCUCACCCUGUCCACAUCAGAAAGUUGAUUCGCGCAUUUCGAACUUUUUUUGCAAGCACACCCGUGCCAUCAUGAGCGCGUACACCAAGUACCAGACUCCGCUGUCAUCGCGCUAUGCCAGCCCGGAGAUGUCUUUCCUGUGGAGCGACCAGAAGAAGUUCUCGACCUGGAGAAAGUUGUGGAUCUACCUGGCCACCGCCGAGAAGUCCCUGGGUCUCCCCAUCACCGACGAGCAGAUCAAGGAGAUGCAGCAGCACGUGGACGAGAUCGAUUUUGCGGCAGCGGCCGACGAAGAACGGCUGACGCGCCACGACGUGAUGGCCCACGUGCACGUCUUUGCUAAGCAGUGCCCCAAGGCGGCGCCCAUCAUCCACCUGGGCGCCACCUCCUGCUACGUCGGUGACAACACGGAUUUAAUCCUACUGAAGGAAGCCUUUGGAAUCCUCAUGCCCAAGCUUGCUCGCUGCAUCCAGCGGCUGUCAAAGUUUGCAACUGAGUACUCCAUGCUUCCGACACUCGGGUUCACGCACUUCCAGCCCGCGCAGCUGACGACGGUAGGCAAGCGGGCGUGCCUGUGGUUGCAGGACCUGCUGAUGGACCUGCGCAACCUGAAGCGGGCGCAGGACGACCUGCGCUUCCGUGGCGUCAAGGGCACCACGGGCACCCAGGCGAGCUUCCUGCAGCUCUUCGAGGGCGACCACGACAAGGUGCAGGAGCUCGACAGGCUCGUCACCAAGAUGGCCGGAUUCGAUAAGGCGUACAUAAUUUGCGGCCAGACGUACAGUCGCAAGGUCGACAUCGACUGCCUCGCGGCGCUUGCCAGCCUUGGUGCCUCGGUUCACAAGAUCUGCACCGACCUUCGCCUGCUGGCGCACAUGAAGGAAGUUGAGGAGCCCUUCGAGAAGACCCAGAUCGGCUCCUCUGCGAUGCCGUACAAGCGUAACCCGAUGCGGAGCGAGCGGUGCUGCGCCCUCUCACGCCACCUGAUGGCGCUGGUGUCUGACCCGCUCGCCACGCAGGCCACCCAGUGGAUGGAGCGCACCCUUGACGACAGCGCCAACCGGCGCAUCAGCCUGGGUGAGGCCUUCCUCACAGCGGAUGUGGUGCUGAACACGCUGCAGAACAUCUGCGAGGGCCUGGUCGUCUACCCCGAAGUGAUCAAAGCCCACAUCCGCCAGGAGCUGCCUUUCAUGGCCACCGAGAACGUCAUCAUGGCCAUGGUCAAGGCUGGUGGCAACCGGCAGGACUGUCACGAGCGCAUCCGUGUUCUGUCGCACCAGGCGGCCGCCCAGGUCAAGGAGAAGGGCCUGGCCAACGACCUUGUAGAGCGCAUUCGGAAUGACCCCUACUUUGCCCCAAUUCAUCAGCAGCUAGAUUCGCUCCUGCACCCAUCGUCGUUCAUUGGCAGAGCCCCUGAACAGGUGAAGGAGUUUGUCGAGAAGGAGGUGAUACCAGCCCUGGAGCCGUACAAAGCACAUAUGAACGUCGAAGCCAAAGUGCAACUGUGAUGACUGGGUUGUCAAGGCCGUCGACACCGAGGCUACGUUAGCUGCAAGGUGGAAAUUCGUUGUUCACUCAAUGAAUGAAAAAGAAAAGUUAUUUUGUACAUCCAGAAUUAAAUAUAUUACUGCAUUUGUUAAU
This is a messenger RNA of Rhipicephalus microplus (southern cattle tick), 1941 nucleotides long. It is a transcript of the gene Adsl, whose product is annotated as adenylosuccinate lyase. Gene Ontology annotation, cellular component: cytosol. Gene Ontology annotation, molecular function: (S)-2-(5-amino-1-(5-phospho-D-ribosyl)imidazole-4-carboxamido) succinate lyase (fumarate-forming) activity; N6-(1,2-dicarboxyethyl)AMP AMP-lyase (fumarate-forming) activity. Gene Ontology annotation, biological process: 'de novo' AMP biosynthetic process. The record is from RefSeq and is a predicted model, not a curated record. Lineage: Eukaryota; Metazoa; Arthropoda; Arachnida; Ixodida; Ixodidae.